Messenger RNA from Lolium perenne, 1422 nucleotides. Its product is annotated as protein SLENDER RICE1-LIKE 2-like. The record is from RefSeq and is a predicted model, not a curated record. NCBI's taxonomy places the organism in Eukaryota, Viridiplantae, Streptophyta, Magnoliopsida, Poales, Poaceae.
AUGGACCCCGCCGCCGGCAAACUUCCGCUCCCGUCCGCCCCCGGCGCUGCCACGACGACCAACGGCGCCGGCGCAUCCAUGUGCACGGCCAUCGUGCCCGCCGUCCCGCUCCCGCCCACCUUUGCUGAGGCUGAGGCCGCAAGGAAGCGCCAAGAGCAGGCCGAGAACAACGCGAUCCGUCUCGUGCACCUCCUCGUCACGUGCGCCAAGGCCAUCCAGGCGGGCGACUACGCGGUCGCCUUCCGCAACCUGUCCGAGGCGCACACCGCACUCACCACCAAGGUCACGGCGGCCUCCGGGAUCGGACGCGUCGUCAGCCAUUUCGCUCUCGCGUUGGCUCACCGCCUCGUCCCGGCGUCACCGACCCUACCCGGCGGCGUGCUCGACGCGGCCUCGUCCGCGGCCCACGCCGGAGAGCUGUACCGCCAGUUCUACGACGCGGGGCCCUACCUCAAGUUCGCCCACUACAUGGCCAACCAGGCCAUCCUGCGGGCCUUCGACGGCUGCGACCGCGUGCACAUCAUCGACCUCGCCAUCAUGCAGGGCGUGCAGUGGCCAGCGCUCAUCGAGACCCUCUCCCUCCGCCCCGGCGGCCCGCCCGCCAUCCGCCUCACCGGCGUCGGCCCUCCGCCCGCCGAAGACGGAUCCUGCAACGAGCUCCACGAGGUGGGACUCCGCCUCGCCGAGUUCGCGCGCGCCUGCAACGUGCCCUUCUCCUUCCGCGCGGUGACCGGCCACGCCCUCGACUCGCUCCAGCCCUGGAUGUUCCAGAUCAUCCCCGGCGAGGCGCUGGCUGUGAACUCCAUCUACCAGCUCCACCGCCUCCUCGUGGACCCGGACGCCGCGUCCACGUCCCGCCCCUCGCCCAUCGACGCCGUCCUCGGCUGGGUCGCCGCCAUGCAGCCCAGGGUGUUCGCGGUCGUCGAGCAGGAGGCGGACCACAAUAAGUCGUCGCUGGUGGAGCGGUUCACCAACGCGCUCUUCUACUACGCAGCCGUGAUCGACUCCAUGGAGGCGAGGUCCCCUCACCACCGCAGCCUCGGAGCGGAGGCGUACCUGCAGCGGGAGAUCUUCGACAUCGUCUGCAGCGAGGGCAGUGGCCGCGUCGAGCGCCACGAGCCGCUCAACCUCUGGCGCGCCCGGCUCUUGCGCGCCGGGUUUGCCCAGUUACCGGUCGGGCCGAGGGAGACCUGGCAGGCGCUCACUCUGCUCCGCGAGUACUCCGGCGCCAGGUUCGGCGUGAUGGCGAGCGCCGGCUGCCUGACGCUCAUGUGGCACGAUCAGCCGCUGUUCACAGCGUCGGUGUGGAGCGGAGCGCCAACCAACACUGUCGCCGCCGGCAUGCUGCUCGAGCCGGCUGAUAUCAACAAGAGCAGCAGCGACCAUCAGCAGGUUGCUGCCGGGGGAAUAGCAAUGCAGUGA